AUGGCGGAAGCAUACUGGUCAAGGAGCAUAAAUAGCUCCGAACUCUGGAAAGGGGAUGAUAGCUUCUUUAGGUCUCUGAAGGUUGAAGACGACGAGGAGGCGCUGAAAUGGGCUUCGCUCGAAGGGCACCCGACCUUGAACAGGAUGAGGAAGGGGAUCCUCAACAAUGGUCAAGAUGCCUCGGAGAUCAACAUCCAGAGUCUUGGGUUUCAAGAGAGAAAGAACUUGUUGGAGAGGUUGAUGAGAGUUGCCGAGGAAGACCACGAGAGCUUUCUUCUCAAGCUCAAGAAUCGAAUCGACAAAGUAGGAAUUGAAUUCCCGACAAUUGAGGUGAGGUACGAGAACUUGAGUAUUAGUGGUGAAGCUUAUGUAGGCAGCAGAGGUUUGCCUUCCUUCUUCAGCUCACUUGUCAAUACCGUGGAGCCGUUGACAAAUUAUCUCCACAUACUACCGAGAACGAAGAGACCUAUAACAAUCCUUAAUGAUAUUAGUGGAAUUAUCAAACCGCGAAGGUUGACAUUGCUUCUAGGUCCCCCAGCUUCAGGGAAGACCACAUUGUUGUUGGCGCUUGCUGGAAAGCUAAGUUCUGACCUUAAGGUUUUGGGAAAAGUAACUUACAAUGGCCAUGAAAUGGAUGAAUUUGUGCCACAGAGAACAGCAGCUUACAUAAGUCAGCAAGAUGUUCAUAUUGCAGAGAUGACAGUGAGAGAAACACUUUCUUUUUCUGCGAGGCUUCAAGGAAUCGGUUCACGGUAUGAGAUGUUAACUGAGCUAGCAAGAAGAGAGAAGGCAGCAAACAUCAAACCAGACCCUGACAUAGAUGCCUUCAUGAAGGCAGCUGCAAUGGAAGGGAAGAAGAAUGGAGUAAUUACAGAUUAUAUACUAAAGAUUCUAGGACUGGAUAUUUGUGCUGACACCUUGCUAGGAGAUGAAAUGUUAAGGGGCGUCUCAGGUGGGCAAAAGAAGCGUGUCACCACAGGUGAAAUGAUGGUUGGCCCAGCACAAGCAUUAUUUAUGGAUGAGAUUUCAACUGGAUUGGAUAGCUCCACAACAUUCCAAAUAGUUAAUGCGAUACGGCAAGCGAUCCACAUUCUUGGUGGAACAGGAGUUAUCUCCCUACUCCAACCAGCACCUGAGACAUAUGAGCUCUUCGAUGACAUCAUUCUCUUAUCAGAUGGGCAGAUAGUAUAUCAAGGACCCACUGCAAAUGUGCUUGAAUUCUUUGAGUUGAUUGGCUUCAAAUGCCCCAAGAGAAAAGGUGUUGCGGACUUCUUGCAAGAAGUGACAUCCAGGAAAGACCAAGAGCAAUAUUGGGCAAAACCCAACAAACCUUACAGAUUUGUUACUGUAAGGGAAUUUGCAACUGCAUUUCAUUCAUUUCAUGUUGGGGAAAAGCUAGGAAGAGAUAUUUCUUUUCCAUUUGACAGGAGAAAGAGCCAUCCUGCUGCACUGACUACUUCAAAGUAUGGUGUGAGAAAGAUAGAACUUCUGAAAGCUUGUGCUGCAAGAGAAUGGUUGCUAAUGAAAAGGAACUCCUUUGUCUAUGUAUUCAGGGCAUUUCAAAUCGCAAUCAUGGCAUUAAUUGUGAUGACAAUGUUCUUGAGAAGCAACAUGCACCGUAACACUAUAAAGGACGGAUUGACUUAUAUGGGGCCUCUUUACUUUUCACUUGUCAUUUCCAUGUUUAAUGGACUCUCUGAGAUUACCUUGACUGUAGUCAAGCUACCUGUUUUCUUUAAACAAAGAGACUACCUCUUCUAUCCUUCUUGGGCUUAUGCUUUACCUUUAUGGAUUUUGAGGAUUCCAGUCUCAUUUUUGGAAGUCGCAAUCUGGGUACUUCUCAAUUACUUUGUCAUUGGAUUUGAUCCAGCUGCAGCAAGAUUCUUCAAGCAAUAUCUGCUGCUUGUUCUAGUCCAUCAGUUGUCUUCUGGAUUAUUUCGUUUCAUCGCCGUAAUUGGUCGAACCCUUGUCAUUGCAAACACAAUAGCAGCUUUCACACUGCUUUUGAUUGUAGUUUUGGGUGGAUACAUCUUGGCACAUGGUAAUGUGAACAAAUGGUGGGCAUGGGGAUUCUGGAUGUCACCUCUCAUGUACUCACAAAAUGCUAUUUUUGUGAAUGAAUUCUUGGGAAAGAGCUGGAGCCAAAUCAUACCUGGAACAAAUCAGACGCUUGGCUUCAGUACCUUGAAAGCUCGUGGAAUGUUUGUAGAAGCAAAAUGGUAUUGGAUUGGUGUCACAGCUUCAAUUGGAUAUCUCAUUCUUUUCAACUUUCUGUUCACUACUGCUCUCGCCUUUCUCAAAUCAUCUAGCGGCAGUCACACUACUAUAUCUGAACAGCCUGUGAGGGAAAAACAAAUGAAUAUUAAAGGAGCUAAAAAGGCAGAUAUUCAUGGGAGGAAAACUAAUCACCAAACUGCAUCAAUGUCACCUCCUACUGAAAUGGAGCAAAGUUUCCUAUAUGAUUCAGAUAACUAUAAAAAAUCUGAUGUUGGCCAAGCAACUGAAAGGAAAGGAAUGGUGCUUCCAUUUAUACCAGUUUGCCUCACCUUUGACAAUAUAAGAUACUCGGUUGAUAUGCCCAUGGAAAUGAAAGUACAUGGUAUCGAGGAUGAUAAAUUGGUGCUACUAAAGAGUGUGAGUGGUUCUUUCAGGUCUGGAGUUCUUACAGCUUUAAUGGGUGUUAGUGGAGCAGGAAAGACUACUCUUAUGGAUGUAUUGGCCGGUAGAAAAUCAGGAGGAUACAUAGAGGGAAACAUAACCAUAUCAGGGUAUCCUAAGAAACAAGAAACUUUUGCUCGUGUGUCGGGUUACUGCGAACAAAAUGACAUCCACUCUCCUAAUUUGACAGUUCAUGAAUCUCUUAUUUAUUCAGCUUGGCUUCGCCUAUCUGCUGAAGUUGACCCUAAAAAAAGACAAAUUUUUAUUAAAGAGGUCAUGGAGUUAGUAGAGCUAACUCCAUUGAUGGAAGCAUUAGUUGGAUUGCCAGGUGUGAGUGGAUUGUCCACUGAGCAACGUAAGAGAUUAACCAUUGCAGUUGAGCUAGUUGCUAAUCCAUCCAUCAUAUUCAUGGAUGAGCCUACCUCCGGCCUUGAUGCUAGAUCAGCAGCUAUUGUUAUGAGAACGGUAAGAAAUACAGUAGACACUGGAAGGACAGUUGUUUGCACAAUUCACCAACCCAGUAUUGAUAUAUUUGAAGCUUUUGACGAGCUCUUCCUCAUGAAAAGAGGAGGUCAAGAGAUAUAUGUUGGGCCAUUAGGGAAAAAUUCCUGCCACCUUAUCACAUAUUUUGAGGAAAUUCGAGGAGUCAGUAAGAUUAAAGAUGGUUACAAUCCAGCUACAUGGAUGUUGGAAGUGACUACAACAGCACAAGAGGAUGAUUUAGGAGUUGAUUUGAACGAAAUAUACAAGAACUCAAACUUGUAUCAGAGGAACAGAGCACUGAUAAGAGAACUAAGUAAACCACGUCCUGGAACAGUUGAUCUCUAUUUUCCGACGACGUAUUCACAAUCUUUUUCAACUCAAUGCAUAGCUUGCCUUUGGAAACAACGCUUGUCAUAUUGGAGAAACCCUUCAUAUACUACAUUGAGGUUUUUCUUCACUAUUAUGAUAGCCUUCAUGUUUGGAGGAAUCUUCUGGGGUCUUGGCAAAAAAAGAGGAAAACCACAGGAUUUAUUCAAUGCAAUGGGUUCUAUGUAUGCUGCUGUUCUAUUCAUGGGUAUAUCAUAUUCUUCAUCAAUAAGGCCAGUUGUGUCUAUUGAGCGAACAGUGUUCUAUAGAGAAAAGGCAGCAGGAAUGUACUCAGCAUUUCCAUAUGCCUUUGGACAAGUUACAAUUGAGUUCCCUUAUGUCUUGGUUCAGACAAUAGCAUACUCUACCAUAGUAUAUUCUAUGAUUGGCUUUGAAUGGACUUCUGCUAAGUUCUUAUGGUAUCUCUUCUUCAUGUACUUCACACUACUAUACUUCACUUUCUAUGGUAUGCUGGCAGUUGGUGUGACCCGCAAUGUCCAGGUAGCUGGUAUAAUUUCUUCUGCAUUUUAUAGCAUAUGGAACCUUUUCUCGGGAUUUGUUAUCCCGCGACCGAGGAUGCCUUUUUGGUGGAGAUGGUAUUCCUGGGCUUGCCCUGUUGCAUGGACAUUGUAUGGACUGCUCAUAUCACAGUAUGGAGAUGUCCAUGAACCUUUAGAGACAAAUGAAACAGUUGCAGAGUUUAUGACAAGUUAUUUUGGAUAUCGGCGCGAUUUCUUAGGUUUCGUCGCAUUUAUGGUCAUUGGAUUUGCACUUUUCUUUGCUCUUUUAUUUGCAACUGCAAUCAAAUUGCUGAAUUUCCAAAAAAGAUGAACACAACUUUUUCAGUGUAAAUUUCUGUUGUCUGAUAAUCACUUUAUGUAGCUUUGUUGUUCCUUC
Molecule: messenger RNA, 4404 nt
Organism: Dendrobium catenatum
Lineage: Eukaryota; Viridiplantae; Streptophyta; Magnoliopsida; Asparagales; Orchidaceae
Product: ABC transporter G family member 44
Exons: 23
Coding region: 1-4338 (1445 amino acids)
Cellular component (GO): membrane
Molecular function (GO): ATP hydrolysis activity; ATP binding; ABC-type transporter activity
Source: RefSeq, a predicted model, not a curated record